AUGAAGGGUGUGAACUGGAACCCGGUCGCAGUUGGGGCCUCCCACCCCUUCGGCCUCGCGUUCGCUGACUAUGUAGUGCGAGAUGCUCGCAUUAUGGCAGAGGCCGGCGUCAACGUGGUCAGGACGUAUGAAACCGUGACCGACCAGGCCGUAUUAGACGAGCUUUGGCGAAACGGCAUCCAGAUCCUGAACACCAUCUACUCCCAUGCCGGGAAGCCUCUCGAAGCAGUUCGGAAAGAGGUGGAUGCGGUGAAGCAUCACCCUGCCCUUUUGAUGUGGGUGGCUGGGAACGAGUGGAACUACAAUGGCUGCUACCAGCACAUGAACUUGGAUCAGUGUGGUAACCGUUUAAACGAGGUGGCCAAGAUUGUGAAAAGAUACGAUCAGCAACAUCCUGUUGCCUCGGUGUAUGGGGAAGCUCCGCCCGUGGAUGUGAUCCAUAAGAUGGAUGCCAUUGAUGUUUGGGGCGUCAACUACUACGACGAGCUAACCUUCGGCGACCUCUUCAAGCGCUUUGCAGAGCGAUCGACGAAGCCGUUUUUUCUUGGCGAAUACGGCGCGGAUGCGUACGACACCACCAUCACUGCUGUCAACGAGGACGCACAAGCCUAUGCAACUAAAGUCUUGACGGAGCAGAUCAUGGAAAACAGCGCCAUCUUCCCUGGUGGCAUUU
Molecule: messenger RNA, 673 nt
Organism: Symbiodinium sp. CCMP2456
Lineage: Eukaryota; Dinophyceae; Suessiales; Symbiodiniaceae
Source: the annotation of a GenBank genome assembly